Molecule: messenger RNA, 3823 nt
Organism: Adelges cooleyi (spruce gall adelgid)
Lineage: Eukaryota; Metazoa; Arthropoda; Insecta; Hemiptera; Adelgidae
Product: inversin
Exons: 15
Coding region: 102-3737 (1211 amino acids)
Molecular function (GO): protein binding
Source: RefSeq, a predicted model, not a curated record
AUCGGUCAUGUGCCUCGUUCGAAAAAUGUCUUGACACCGUGUAGAACACAACUCGCCACCGACAACGAAUUAUAAGGCUGAGGCGUCAAACCAGCAUCAUCAUGACAACUUUUCGUGCCUCUACUACGGAUUUUAAAAAAAAAGUGAACUUCCAGGAAUCGCCAUCAGAAAUGUGUAACGAAAGUCUUACUCCUUUAAUGACAGCCUGUAUGUACGGACGCUCAGAACAAAUCCGACUGAUCCUAGAAGACAAACCAUUGUCGGUGGCCGAACGAGAUGGACUGUUUAAGACUGCGUUGCACUAUUGUGCAGAAAACGACGACACGGACGCUGAAUGUGCUAGGUUAUUGUUGGAUAGAGACUCAUCAAUAGUAGAUGUACCCGAUGAAGACGGUCACACGGCAUUGCAUUUAGCUGUGAUUGCUGGAAAUCUAUCUUUGGUCCGAUUGCUGUUGGGGUUUGCCGAUCCAAAUAAACGAGACAUUGAGGGCCAUUCGACAGUGCAUUGGGCUACAGUGUGUGCUGACGUCGAAGCCCUAGAGUUAAUAUUGAGUCACGGAGGCACUACUGAUUCAGCAGAUGUCCAUGGAGGAUAUGCCCUACAUUAUGCGGCGCAGAUGUGUGGUACGACGGGCGUUUGUCGUUCGGGCGACUCGCUUAAUGUUGGUGUUAGAGUACUACAGCUGUUGCUGUCCUAUGGAGCUGAUGUUAACGUCACUGACAAACACGGACGUCAGCCUAUAGUGUGGGCUGCAAGCGCGGGUAGUGCGGACGCCAUUAUAACACUGGUGAAUGGUGGAGCUAAUGUUGAAUCUCAUGACAAAGACGGACUUAGAGCGUUACAUUGUGCAGCCAGUCGUGGUCACGUGGAAUGUGUAGACGCUUUGCUGACGUUGUGUGGAGCCGAAGUGGAUGCGUUAGACGGCAAUGGUUGCUCUGCUUUGUUCUAUGCCGUAACUUUAGGUCAUGCCGACGCCACCGAAAUGUUAUUGGAACAUGGAGCGGAUCCAAACAGACAAGAUGGAAAAGGAAGAACGCCGGCGCAUUGCGGUGCGUUUAAAGGUCAACUGGAAACGGUUCGCAUAUUGGCCGAGCACGGUGCCAACUUAUGGUUUAGAAACUUCAAAGGUGGAUAUCCGUUGCAUGACGCCGUUAGGUCUGGUCGCAAGGAGUUGGUGGUUUGGCUAUUGUCGUUGCGACCCGAAGUAGCAGAUUAUUAUGAUGACGACGGUAAACGGUGUUUGCACAUCGCCGCGCUUAAUAACAACACGGAAAUGUGCAAGAUUAUUUUGGAUAACGGUGCAUCCGUGAAUGCAGUAAUGAAGAUCAAAGGUGAACGAAUGACGCCACUUGACGUGACUAUUCGGAAAAACAAUAGUCAUCUGGCCAAGUUUUUGAAACUAUACGGCGGUAAACCGGCUGCGAAACUUAACAAAGUAUUAUCAAAACAACAAUCAACUGUACGGACAAGAUUAAAGAGAUCGGAAUCUAGGAGAAAUUCGCAUUCCUCGGAUUCCAUUAAUAGAAAAUAUCGCAAUAGUGGUGGAAGGAAAAAACAGAUGGCCAAACGCAAAGGCGAUUGUCCCAAGUCAAAAAAAGAGCCCAUUAGCCGUGUAGUACAGGUACACAUAAGAGCGGACGUGACUGCAAAAACCGUCGAAGGGUCGAUGGACAAACGAAAAUUUUAUGGCGAUUGUGAGGUACCAACUAAGCCCCAGCGAAAGAGAUCUUCUAGAGCAGAUGAACCGAAGGAAUGCUUUAGUGAAAACGAUUUGUGCGAUGACGAAGAAGACUUAUAUGACGAAGAUAACGACGAUUAUGAUAGGUUGAACGAGGCUGAUUCAGAACAAGAUGUAUGUAAUACGCAACAUGUCGGAUCUAACAGUCGGCAUAAAAAGCGCUAUGAUGGAAACUUACAAAAUAAACGAGAUUCCAAACUUGCAACAAAGGCUAAAAUAUCAGACGAGAGUAAGGGACGCCAUAGCCGAGCAAAGAACGCUAAAAUCGUCGACAAGUCAAAACGUACAUCUGACAUCAGUGAUCAAUCCGUGGAAAAGACAGAAAAUCAAACGAUUACAGUCCCUGGGGCGAGAGUCAGCCAUAACAGUAAUGGUGAAAACAUUAAGUUCAUCGAUGACACGGACAGUAGCAAUUUAACCACAAAUUCAACGGGUGGUCUGCCGAGUAAAAGGAAUAUAGAAAAUCAGACGACUGUGACAUCUUCAGAGAAGCCCGUAACGGUUGAAAAGAAGAAUGCGCCAAGAACAGAAGUCGUGGUAGGAACUAAUAUCACGGUGGAAAAAGAAGCGGCAGAAACAAAAAACACAAUGGGAAAAGGAGCCACGGCAGGAACAAAGGUCACAGAGCGAACAGACAUUACAUCACUCCCCGUCGAAACGAAAAGUAAAACAAGUGUUAAUGCAAAGCGCGAAGACACCAAUCCAUUAGACAAAUUCACUAGUGCGUUGGCUAACCAUAAUAAGAAUGAUGAUGAAAUGCAAUCUAAAAGAUUGGUUGAAAAGAAGUCAACCAAGGUCAUUCCUAACACUGCUUCUGAAACUGCCAUUGCCAAGAACGCAAUCGAUGCGAUUGAUCGUAAAAAUAUUGCUUCAUCAGGAAAACCACAGACUAAUUCAGAAUCUUCGGAAAUCAAUCGCAACGCACACGAAAAAGGUCCGGUUGCUGUUCAGUAUAACAAAGCGAUUGUCGAGGUUUUGGACCGCGUGGACACCCCCGAAAUGGCGAAUAGACAGGGCGAUAAUGGAAGGAAUUCUCUUCAGGCGACAGCUUUUAGUGUGCUGCCGCCGGAUGAUGUAGAGCCUACUGAGAAACCCUGCUUGUGCCCCGACUGCAGGAAAAAAACAAGUAAUUCAAGGAAAGCAAAGAGUCGCAUUCCCAGAUUGAACACUUACAGUAGUUUAGCUCCGGAUAAUGAUCUUAACACCAUGUCCGUAACACGAGCCGUACAACUGAGCAGUAGGAAGUACCAUUUAGAACGCUUAAUAUUUUAUCAGCUGUCGGAAUUGAAGCGAUUGCAAAUCAGAGCAGGAAAAUCCGAUGAACGAGUUCUGGUCAAACGGUUAGUCGAAGAGUACGGUCGAACAGGAACGUUCAUAGGACUGCAACGGUACGAGGGGAUGUAUUCUUUUAAACGUUUUGAAAAAUAUCUUUAUGACCAGUUAUCAUCGCUUCAGAAACAGCUGCCGUUCGCCGAAGCUAGAACGGCCAUCCCCCGUGUACAGUCCAUCGACGAAAUCGAGAAGAUCACAGACGCGUUGCGUCGGAUAGACUCUGGCAAGACUGUAUUGGAAAACCCGGACGACUGUCUGUCGUGCGUACGAUCAACACACAGGUGUACUCACGCCACCCACGCGUACACCGGAAUACCGUGUGCCGCUUAUAUACCGAAACUGCGAAUGGACCAUCAUCGGAUGCCGAAACCGGUGGCCGAUCGACGGCGGUUCUUGCCCGACAUCAAGCAAGACGGUUGCAGAGCUACCAGGUGUCUAAGAAACGUGGACCCUUCCAAGCCGAUCACGCUGAAGUUGGCCAACGGUUCGUGUAGUCAAGCCAUAGACCUGCCCACUGAGAAACUCGACAAAAACAAACGAUAUCUCGUUACUUUUACCAUUAAGGGCGCCGAACCGCCAAGCAAACAUCGUGUGGCCCCGCCACUGCUUCGAGGCAACAGCGACCAGCACCCGCCGUUGGCACACACACACGCUAAAAGCUUUUAAUCAUCAUCUUUGUCCCUGAAUCCGAAUACUGUUAUGUAGUUCUUAUCGAAAAAAACAUUAUUAUUAUUAUUGUUAAUUUCAAAAUA